Molecule: messenger RNA, 3654 nt
Organism: Knipowitschia caucasica
Lineage: Eukaryota; Metazoa; Chordata; Actinopteri; Gobiiformes; Gobiidae
Source: the annotation of a GenBank genome assembly
AUGAACAGAAAAAAGGAUAAAGGAUUUGAGAGCCCUCGUCCCUUUAAAUUGACUCAUCAGGUGGUGUGCAUCAACAACAUCAACUUCCAGAAGAAAUCUGUCAUUGGCUUUGUAGAGCUGACCAUCUUUCCAACAGUGGUCAAUCUCAACCGGAUUAAACUCAACAGCAAACAGUGCCGCAUCUACAGAGUUCGAGUCAAUGACUUGGAGGCUCCUUUUAUUUAUAAUGACCCCACGCUUGAAGUCUGUCACCAUGAGUCCAAGCAGAGAAACCUCAAUUACUUCUCUAGCGCGUACACGGCAGCAGUGAGCGCAGUGGAUCCUGAUGCUGGACAUGGGGAGCUGGUCAUCAAAGUGCCUUCAGAGCUCUGGAAACAAGGAGAUGAUUUAAAAGUUUUAAAAGUCUACAUCGAGUUCUCCCUGGAUCAGCCGAAAGGAGGACUUCACUUCGUAGUUCCUGAUGUGGAGGGCAACAUGGCAGAGAGGGCAGCGCAUGUGUUUUCAUUUGGAUACCAGAACUCCACCAGAUUUUGGUUUCCCUGUGUGGACUCUUACUCUGAGCUGUGCACCUGGAAGCUGGAGUUCACGGUGGAUGCUUCGAUGGUGGCCGUUUCCUGUGGAGAGUUGGUGGAGACUAUCUACACACACGACAUGAGGAAGAAGACUUUCCAUUACGUGCUGCCGAUCCCCACUGCGGCCCCCAACAUCUCCCUGGCUGUGGGGCCUUUUGAAAUCCUGGUUGAUCCCUACAUGCACGAAGUGACCCAUUUCUGUUUGCCUCAGCUGUUGCCUCUGCUCAAACACUCCAUGUCGUACCUUCAUGAGAUUUUUGAGUUUUAUGAAGAAAUCCUGACCUGUCGUUACCCGUAUGCUUGCUUCAAAACAGUGUUUGUGGAUGAGGCCUAUGUGGAAGUGUCCUCCUAUGCCUCCAUGAGCAUCUUCAGUACCAACUUGCUCCACAGUGCAAUGAUCAUUGACCAGACCCCUCUGACCCGUCGCUGUUUGGCCCAGGCUCUGGCUCAGCAGUUCUUCGGCUGUUUCAUCUCCAGGAUGUCUUGGGCCGAUGAGUGGGUGCUGAAGGGCAUCUCUGGAUACAUCUACGGACUUUACCUGAAGAAGACCUUUGGGGUCAACGAGUACAGGCACUGGAUCAAACAGGAGCUGGACAGGAUAGUUGAGUAUGAGCUGAAGAUGGGAGGUGUUCUUUUGCAUCCAACGUUUGGCGGAGGAAAAGAGAAAGACAAUCCAACUCCUCACCUCCACUUCUCCACCAAACAUCCACACACGCUGUCCUGGGAGUACUUUAAAAUGUUCCAGUGCAAAGCCCACCUGGUGAUGAGGUUGAUUGAGAACCGUAUCAGCAUGGAGUUCAUGUUGCAGGUUUUCAACAAGCUCCUGAGUUUGGCCAGCACUGCAUCCUCGCAAAAAUACCAAAGUCACAUGUGGAGCCAAAUGCUUUUGUCCACCCACGCUUUUCUCAAAUCCAUCUCCAAUGUGUCGGGAAAAGACAUAGGACCCCUCAUCAAGCAAUGGGUGGACCAGAGCAGCGUGGUGAAAUUCUUUGGAAGUUUUGCCUUCAACAGGAAAAGAAACGUUCUGGAGCUGGAAAUCCGUCAAGACUACACUUCGUCCGGAACUCAGAAAUAUGUGGGUCCCAUCAAGGUGACGGUGCAGGAGUUAGACGGCUCCUUCAACCACACGCUGCAGAUCGAAGAGAACAGCCUGAAACAUGACAUCCCCUGCCACUCCAAGAGCAGGAGGAACAAGAAGAAGAAGAUCCCUUUGAUGAAUGGAGAGGAAGUGGACAUGGACUUAUCUGCCAUGGACGCCGAUUCCCCUCUCCUGUGGAUCCGCAUCGACCCGGACAUGUCCAUUCUGAGGAAGGUGGAGUUUGAACAGGCAGACUUCAUGUGGCAGUACCAGCUCCGAUACGAGAGGGACGUGGUGGCUCAGGUCGAGUCCAUUGUUGCCCUUGAGAAGUUUCCGACUCCCGCCUCAAGACUGGCUUUGACGGACAUAUUGGAGCAGGACCAGUGUUUCUACAAAGUCCGCAUGCAAGCCUGUUUUUGUUUGGCUAAGAUUGCCAACUCUAUGAUGAGCACGUGGCAAGGUCCCCCAGCGAUGAAGUCCUUGUUUACCAGGAUGUUCUGCUGCAAGAGCUGCCCGAACAUCGUAAAAACUAACAACUUCAUCAGCUUUCAGAGCUACUUCCUGCAGAAGACGAUGCCCGUUGCCAUGGCGUUGCUCAGAGAUGUCCAAAACCUCUGUCCUAAAGACGUCCUAAACUUUAUACUGGAUCUAAUUAAGUACAACGACAACAGAAAGAACAAAUUUUCAGAUAACUAUUACCGCGCAGAUCUGAUCAAGGCGCUGACAAACUCGCUCACACCAGCCAUGAGCAUCAACAACGAGGCGCGCACAGUGGUCAGUCUGAAUCCUGACGUCCGACUCAUCCUGGAGGAAAUCACGCGCUUCCUGAACAUGGAGAAACUGCUGCCCAGCUUCAGGAACACCAUCACCGUCAAUUGCCUGCGAGCGAUUCGUGAACUGCAGAAAAACGGUCACAUUCCGAGUGACCCUUCUCUGUUCAAGUCCUACGCCGAGUACGGUCACUUUGUGGACGUCCGGGUGGCUGCUCUCGAUGCGCUCAUAGACUAUACAAGAGUUGAACAGAGUGCGACAGAGCUGCAGUGGCUUCUUGACAUGGUCCAGAAUGAUCCAGUCCAUUAUGUCAGGCACAGAAUAUUAGGAAUGCUGUGUAAAAACCCACCAUUUACCAGAACCUCAGACUCAAUACUCUGCAACGAAGCUUUGGUCGACCAACUAUGGAAACUCAUGAACUCUGGUACAUCGUAUGACUGGAGGCAGCGCUGUGACGCCGUAAACCUGUACUACACUCUGUUCGGCCUCAUGCGGCCCUCAUGUCUGCCGCUGCCGGAGCUGGGGCUGGUUUUGAACCUGAAGGAGAAAAAGGCCGUUCUAAACCCUACCAUCAAACCGGAGGUGGGCGGAGUCACCCUCAUAGACACGCCCGCGAGCAUCGGCAUCCACGGAGUCGGCAUGUGCUUCAACACAGUGGACGAGGAGCCGGACCCCGUGUCUCUGGGCGUGUGUGGAGUGGGGCAGCCUCCUCCCGGGCUGAAGAGGAAGGCAGAGACCCCCCUGGGCUCUCCCCCUGAGCCCGGACAGGUGCUGCAGCCGUCGGACGAGGACACCAGACGACGUUUCAAGAUCAGGUUUAACGCCAUGGAGGAUGAAGAUAUCGACAUGGAGACCGUUCAUGACAGCCAGGCUUUUAUUCAUCAACAUCUGAAUCUCAUGGAGAGACCCUCAACACCAGGUAAAGAGCCUCCGUCGUCAGUGGAACAGUCCCUGCUGUCGUUGCCCGCCACCCCCGCUCCAGUCUUCUCCAAAGAGACCACCGCCACCACCACCACCACCACCUCCUCCUCGAAGCACGGGGGCGAGCACGGGCACCACCACCACCACCACCACCACCACGAGCACAAGAAGAAGAAGAAGAAGCACAAGCACAAGCACAAACACAAGCACAAACACGACAGCAAAGACAAGGACAAAGACCGAGACUCCCACAUGUACAGCAACAGUCCUGCCAGCGGGCGCUCCCUCCGCUCGCCCUCCAUGUCCGACUGA